Messenger RNA from Cladocopium goreaui, 851 nucleotides. The record is from the annotation of a GenBank genome assembly. Lineage: Eukaryota; Dinophyceae; Suessiales; Symbiodiniaceae.
UUCUCGUCGAAGAGCUGUUGGGUUUCCAUUUGGACACUAUGGAGGGCUGCCAAGCGGGUGCCAACAGAAGGGUUUCUUUGAAGAGUGACGUGACUUGCAGCACACGGGCCCAAUCAAAAGAGAGUGGUGAUGAAGAGAUGCUUCCCGGAUUGUUCGUUCAGAGGGAGAGGAGGCUGACCCAGCAUGGAUUCGCAGACUUGGAUGCACGGACGACAGUCAUGUUGAGGAACUUGCCUGAGUGCUUCACACGUGCAAGGAUGCUUUAUUUGCUUGGCAAAGAAGGAUUUUCUGGACGCUUCAACUUCCUAUAUGUCCCUGUCUGCUUCAGAGAAAAGAAUUCUCUCUGCUACGCAUUCAUCAAUUUUGUCGACCUGACGUCCUUGGAACUUUUCCGCGACAGGUUCCAUGGGUUCCGGCAAUGGGGCAUUCCAGGCAUAGAGCACGUCGGAGAAGUGUGCUCUUGCGAGAGGCACCAGGGUUUAUCCAGCAUCAUCCAGUACUAUCGCAACAACAGUGUGAUGCAUCCAAGUGUGCCAGAUGAAUGCAAACCAAUCCUUUUGAGUGGAACGCAACGCAUUCCUUUCCCAUCCCCAUUGAAGAAGAUCAAGAUGCCCAAGAAGUUGAAAGGGAGCGAUGCCCAUCUCGACGACGAGAGGCUGAUGAAUAAAGGAGCCCUGGUGGUGAUGCUGAUCUUGUGAUUUCUGUCAUUGACUACGCCACAGGCUGAUAGUCACUGAUUGGGACAGCAGUCAACAGCACACGGCCAACAGCCUGCAAGGUCGGGCUGUCCAAAAUGUUUGUGUCACCUUAUUUUGUCCCCAUAAAUGGCAAUGGCACACAGCUAAGCGCAC